GCAGUCCAUACAAAAGUGAGAUUGCAUAAACAAGUAAAAUAAAAAGUGAAGUGUGACAAUUUGUGAUGUAGAUUAAAAUAGAUUAGUUUUUCUUUUUUGGUAAAAACAAUAAGAUGGUGUUUGUUUUAUUGCGUUAUUUUCUUUCUGAGAAAAACAUUUCUGAGUACUCGCAUGUUACUUACAACGCAUAUCGAAAAAAUAGCCUAUUGUAAACGUUGUCUAAAGCUUAACCGAACCAUACGCAUCCUUUUUAUAAGAAAUAGGCACUUUCAACUGCUAACUCGCAAACUGUUAAGACUAUUAAAAGAGUAAGAUUGUUUGAUUAACAGGUCUGUAACAUAUUUAUAAGAGCCAAUUAAGUGCUUACUGUUCUUAUUUUUCAAAAAGUUCAGUCUGAUUUGUUCUUAUCUUUGAGCAUUUUUCAGUCUGAUUUGUUCUUUUUUUAUUCCUUAUAUUAAAUAAUUAAAACUUCGGGAUAUACUAUUAGUUUGUUGAUUUUUGUUCUUAUUUUUCACUUAUUCUUUUUAGCAAAAUCUGAGGCUUGCUUUAUACAAAAUGGUUAUUAUAAAAACGUGUAACUCUUUGUAGCCAAACUCGUUUUUCUCAAUAUUGAUUUAAAAUCAUUUUAAGUAAUCCAUUUCACGCAGUUUACUCGACGAUCAAAUCGAUCAAAACAGAUCCAGUAUAAACUCGAUUAAACUGUGCGUUUAAAUACAGUUUAAUUUUCUUUAAGCCGUUGCUGGGGAAACGUGGUACGCGACAUCUUUUGUAAAAACAUUGGAUUGAUUUUGUGGUAACAUUUACAUAAACAUUAAACGCAAAGUAUCGUAGACACUUUUUGUACUUUUUUAUACUUUGACAGCAGUUGGGGGUGAGAAAAAGAUGUCAUCAGUUGAAGCAAAUGCUAUACAUUCACAUCAACACAACUAUACAGUAUAUGCGAACGAAGAAGCCACCCUGUUAUUUUCAAGUUUAUCAAUUCUCAUCUCACUGGUUGCGACUUUAUUACUAUGUUGCUAUCUCAGAGCUAACCGUGGACACAAUAAGGGAGCAUUUGAACAUAUUGUUUUAUUCAUUGGGAUUAUAAUAUCUGUUAUAGCCAACCUUUCAUACGAAGAUGAAAGUGCCACAAUCUAUUUCAUAUACGAAAUUGUUUACAUCAUUUUAUUUGGUAUUCUUGUCACGUGGUUUGGAUGUUACUUUUUCUUUGCUAUUCCAGUUUCCACAAACAAUAUCAAACCUAUAGGUGAUGGCAAGACGAAUAUCAGCAGAUUCAUAUUAUACAUCACCGUACCGAUAGGCCUUAUAGAACUAUUCCUUAUCGUAGGUUAUUUCAUUGAAGGAAAUCCUAUCGAAAUUAUAUUAAUUUCUUGUGGAUUACUUCAAAAAAUAUUUCAAGCUGGUUUGUACCAUUAUAGCCUUCGUCAUAAAAUUCCCGCUGAUGAACGUGACCACGGAGCAUCUUGGUUUUUUAAAAUUAUGGCGUUGUUUAACUUCUCCAUGUGGCUGGAAUCGAUUACAGUAGCGGAUAUGCAGGGCAGCGAAGUAGUUAAUAAGUACCUGCAAACUGGUUAUAGCGUUUUUACAUACAUCUAUGCUGCUCUACUUAUUGACUACCGCUUGCUAUGUUGUAUGCUGUUUGUUGAACAUGCAAUUACCAUUGAUAAGAGAACUUCACAAGACGAACACCAACAUAACGAAGAAGAUAUGCGACCAACAAGUACACUAGUAUAUGAUGAAGAGAGACAAGCCCAACAAUUCAAAGUGUAUUCUUCUCAUAUGGCUGGGAGUGGUUACAUUUUAGGGGGUAUCUUGUUGGCUACCCAACUCAUUAAUGCAUUCCAGUAUACGGAGUACUUAGGACCAUGGACAAAUAUUUUUGGGAUAGCAGCUGAAGUUAUGGUUAUAAUACCAGGUGUUAUUUUGAUAACUCGGUUGAAUGAAACAAAAAGACAAAACCAGCAUGCAUCGAGUGAAAUGGAUCUUGUCGUGACUUUAAUGGGAGCUAUCGGGUUGGUGUUUUGGUUUUUGAAGGGAUUUCUUACUAUUUGUUGGGCUGUGAGAGCAAGUCGGAUUUCCAUCAAAUCAACAGACGAUCAAUUCGAAUAUGAGUACCUCUCAUGGAAUUCAGUGAGAUUUACUUUUCGAAUCAUAUCCAUCGUCUUCCAGCUUUAUUUAUUCUCAAAGUCAGAAAUUCAGGUGUAUUGUCAAAAGGAGUUUCAAACAAGACGGAGUAAUCAUUUUUUGCUGGCUUGUAUCACACUAGCUAUGCUAUCGGUUGUAAUAAAUUCAAUGAUCGAUGCAUAUAGUGGCUUUAUCGAAAAGCUGGUCAAAGAUGCUAAGCUGAACGCAGUUAUAAUGACCGUCUAUCAGGUCGGUGCUCCUAUACAUCUUGGAUUUUCUGUUCAUAUGUUUCUCUAUUUCAUUAUUGUUAGCACAAAAGUGAUUGAUGUCAAGUUGGCUUUCAAACAUAGAAAUCACCGAUCGAUUCAUUACAUUGAUCAAGUUGGACAAGGCAGAACAUCAUCAACGUUGUAUCAUGGACUAGAAUCCAACAACGACAUCCUUGGUAAUGACAAGGAUGAGGAUAAUGUGAGGCUCUUGUUAAAUGACGAGGAAAAAAAAUUCAGAACAGUGUAAUUUAUUUUAUUUACAAACUUACUGUAUUUUUAACAGUUAGGGUUAGGGUAUGGUUAGGGUUUUUAUUCUCAAAUUUUUGUACUGAAAUCAUAAAUUUUAUAUUUUUUCUUUGCGAGGCAACUUGAACUUGAGAAGAGAUUGGUACAUGUAAAAUAGAAUUAAAUUGCUGUUUCUAUAUUAUAAUACCCGUAUACGUCUGUCUGUCUGACACGCAAAAUUGUGCCGUAAGUAGCGAGGCGUGCGUAAUGCGAUGUGAAAAAGACGGGCGAACCCGUGGAUUUUUCCACGAGCCAUCAACUAGUAUGUGUAAAAAGUACGAAGUACGAAGUUUGGCUUAUCUACUGUACAGUACACGCCCGAUUACCCGAACCUCAAUGGGACCGAGAAAGUAAUCUGAGUUGUCAAAUGUUCGAGUUGUCGACAACUUUUGCAGAUAAGUAAAAAUAGUUCAAGUUAUAAAAUUUUUUUUUUAUUCCAUUUGAAAGAUAAACUGUACAUCAAUGAAAAAAUGUUCUGUCGUUCUGUGCUAUUUUAGCGGUAACAUCUCUGUCAAUUGACAUUGAGAGUGCAUUGAGCUUUUGUAUUGUACACAGAAGUGCAGGUCCUUUACAGUACCCGUACAGUGUCCACUCAAUGUUACUGGAAAAAGGAAGUUUAUCAGUUUUAAAAGAAAAAAAUAUUUAAUUAAAAAAACAAGUUCUAACUUUCACUAAGAUUUUGUUUUUAUUUUUACUUUGAAGUUCGAGUUAUCGGGUGAAUAUUGGUCGUAACAGGUAAAAUUCGGAUUAUCAAAGGCUUCGACCUAUCAUGGUUCGAGCAACCUCGUCCCCAGGCUCUUGUGGCAAAAUGCCCUGGGAACGAGGUUGGGGUUCGAGUUGAAACUAAUAAUGUUACUGGAAGUUCGAGUUAUAGGGGUUCGAGUGUAGCUAUCAAAAUAAAUAACCUCACAUACCUCAUAAAACAUUACCUUUGCAUUGGAAUAAGCAUUACUUCAGGCUCAAAAUGAAAAAAGCGUAGUGUGCCUAAGUGGAUAUUUCCACGGGUUCGCACGUUCUUUUAU
Messenger RNA from Hydractinia symbiolongicarpus, 3700 nucleotides. RefSeq lists its product as uncharacterized. The record is from RefSeq and is a predicted model, not a curated record. The coding region runs from base 883 to 2640 and encodes 585 amino acids. NCBI's taxonomy places the organism in Eukaryota, Metazoa, Cnidaria, Hydrozoa, Anthoathecata, Hydractiniidae. The transcript has 3 exons.